This is a messenger RNA of Synchiropus splendidus (mandarinfish), 1906 nucleotides long. RefSeq names its product glutamate receptor U1-like. The coding region runs from base 114 to 1505 and encodes 463 amino acids. The transcript is spliced from 10 exons. Gene Ontology annotation, molecular function: AMPA glutamate receptor activity; transmitter-gated monoatomic ion channel activity involved in regulation of postsynaptic membrane potential. Gene Ontology annotation, cellular component: AMPA glutamate receptor complex; dendritic spine; plasma membrane. The record is from RefSeq and is a predicted model, not a curated record. Lineage: Eukaryota; Metazoa; Chordata; Actinopteri; Syngnathiformes; Callionymidae. Gene Ontology annotation, biological process: monoatomic ion transport; modulation of chemical synaptic transmission; synaptic transmission, glutamatergic.
CCAACUGUCCUCCCCCUCACACCCACCUCAAUAAGUGCGGCUCCUCUCCACAACCUCCCGUAAGAGUCCAUGAGACCAUUGGAGCUGGAGUUUUCAUCUGAACCUGAGCAGAGAUGAACACUUGCAGCAUGCAGCUUCUCUUUGUCCUCUGUGUGGCCUUGAUGGUCUGGGAGUCCACUGCUGCAGAUGGCAAAAGCUUGUCCAUCGUCACCAUCCAGGAGGAUCCGUACUUCAUGGAGAACCAUGGGGAGUUUGAGGGCUACUGCGUGGACCUGACAGAGGAGCUGUCCAAGAUGCUGGGCUUCAAGUACAAGAUGCGCCUGGUGCCAGAUGGCCGCUACGGAGCGCUGGACUCUCAGGGGCAGUGGAACGGCAUGAUGGGUGAGGUCCUCAGAGGGAACACGGACCUGGCUGUGGCCCCACUCACCCUCACCGCCACCAGGGAGAUGGCGGUGGACAUGACCACACCUUUCAUGCUAACUGGAAUUAGCUUCCUCAUGCUAAAAGAUAGCCUGGUGGAGGAGAGCAGCUUCAGCCUGCUGGCCCCCUUCUCCUCCAACAUGUGGGCCGGGCUCCUCAUCGCCUUCCUGCUCACUGGUCUCUGCAUCUGUGCGGUGGGCAGGAUCAGCCCCUGCGAGUGGACUGAACCCGACUCGGAGCAGCAGCCCUUCACGCUGGUGCACAGUUUCUGGUACAUCACUGGGGCGCUCACACUACAAGGCGCUGGGCCUCACCCCAAAGCCUUGUCUGGACGUGUCAUCAGCGCCAUCUGGUGGCUGUUCGCUGUGCUGCUGCUGGCCUGCUACGUUGCCAACCUCAGCUCCAAAAUGAACUCCGAUCACCAACACAUGUCCAUCCAGACCUUCGAGGACCUGGCCAGCCAGGACGCCAUCGAGUACGGGACCGUGGAGGGCGGCUCCACCAUGCUCUUCUUUAAGCUCUCCAAGAACCCUGUUUACGAGCGGAUGUACCAAAACAUGGUGCGGAAGAAGAGCUUCGUAUCCAGCACGCUGGAGGGCCUGCGCCGCGUCAAGGAGGGAAACUUCGCCUUCAUAGGCGAGUCUGUGACGAUGGACCUGGCUGUGGCACGCAACUGUGAGCUGGUGCGUGCUCAGGAGGUCAUCAGCAUGAGAGGUUACGCCAUCGCCGCGCCACCGGGCUCCCCAUGGGUCAAGAACCUCAGCAUCGCCAUCCUCAGAAUGAGCGAGUCUGGCGUCCUGGUGAACCUGCAGAAGAAGUGGUGGGCCAGCCGCUGUUCUCACUCCCAGCCCGCCCGUUCCUCCGACAGCCUGCAGCCACGCGACCUGCGCUGCCUCUUCCUCCUGCUCGGCGUGGGGCUUGGUGCCGGGCUGCUUCUUUCUCUGCUGGAGCUGGCGGCCAAAGCUCGCGGCCGCGCCAAAGACAGCAAGAGUUCCUGCUGCUCGGUUCUGAUGUCGGAGCUGCACCGACGGUUCGGGAGGGGGGAGGAGAGCAGUGAGGACACGCCGGCGGCCACCAAAGCCUGAGGAAGACAGCGGGAGCAACGUUAGAAUCUUAGACCGUAACACCCCUUCACUAGCUGCCUCCACUUUGACCUUUAGAAGUCACCCACUGAAACUCUUCAACCCUCAGAAAAGCUGUUGCCGAAUAGCGUGUACUAUAUCACCCCUGCGUCUUCCAGUGUAUUUUGUGUAGAUCACUCUCCGCCUUCACUAUUGUUCCUGCACACACUUCCACAACACACUGUUCUCACUCAGCGUCACUCAGUCGUUUCUUCUCUCGCUCUGCUUUAGGAACUUACUAACUCCGUUAAUGGUGUUGACAGAAAGGGAUCGCGGCUCCUUCAAUCCCAUCAGUGUGACUGUUGGAAAUGGAGGGUACUUGCGUCAUGACAGUCUCGUGUUUUCUAAUAAAUGAUUUGAAUACA